This is a messenger RNA of Closterium sp. Yama58-4, 1116 nucleotides long. Lineage: Eukaryota; Viridiplantae; Streptophyta; Zygnematophyceae; Desmidiales; Closteriaceae. The record is from the annotation of a GenBank genome assembly.
AUGCGACACCUCAUGCUCGUCGCAGCUGUCUCGGCGACGCUCCUCUCUGUCGUUCAGUCCAGUGCUGAACCCUCUUCCAACCCCAUGGAACAUGCUUCGGACCCCACGGAACCUGCUUCCGUGCUUGCUCCCAGUCCCUUGUUCUCUACCUCUCAACCGAGCCCAACCACUCACAACUGCACUUGCCUUCCCGUCACCGCUCCUCCUCCCAAACCCACCCCCUGCGCUCCUGAUACAGUGACCACGGUUUCAAGCACACCCUCGCGCCAGCACGCCUCCCACAGACGCAAAGUGAAACGCAACAACAAGGCGUCACUCAAUAAUGGCACCAUCUCAGGCACCAAUAUCACUCCAACCUCUCCAAAUUCCAACUGCAGCAGCAGCGCCAGUCAAAACCCUAGUAGCAGCAACAGCAGCGAGUGCAGUGGUGGUAUCCCCCAUGUUGCUGAAACGUCAGCCAAGGGAGACCCGCACCUGAUCGGUCGGCACGGCGAGAAGUUUGAAUUCCACGGUCAGGAUGGCGCGAGCUACUGCCUUGUGAGCGAUCGGAAGGUCCAGAUCAACAUGCAUCUGUAUGCUGGCGCCAAGAAUGGAAGCACGUACAUUGAUGAAAUCGGGGUGGUAACCAGCUCAGGCAUCAACAUCGUUGUUUCUGCACAAUCAGCAGCUGACGCAUCACCUGACGGGGUGCAGGGUCAGCUGGAGGUGAACAGUGCAUCGCUGCCAGAUGACAUCCUGACCAUUGAUCUGCUCCGGCAUACGGUCAGGAUCGAACGGCGCAAGGCAAGCAUGCGGGUGCGCGUGCGAGGGGUGGUGGAUCUGACGGUUGACAUUCUUCCUGACCUCUCACGCAAGACCCAUCCGAACUACUUGAACAUUCACAUUGCCAGCCUGCAUGCAUCCCGCAAGGUGCAUGGCAUUAUAGGGCAGACAUACCAGGACUCUGCUUCACGCCUGUCCAGGUUCAGUGGAUCUCAGGGAAAGAACGGCCCAGCGAAAGAGAGGGCCAUCAUCGACGGCACAGAACAGGACUACAAGACGUCGGGGAUUCUGGAUGCUGAUUGUAAGUUCCAGCAGUUUGGGAAGAAAUCUGCUGGUCACCAACAUUUCAAAUAG